GGGCACCACAGCAACAUUUAGGAGGAGAAGAAGAAGACUCAAAAGACGCGGAAGUUUGUUUGUUUUUGUAAAAUCUGAUGUGAAAGUGGAGAAAACUGAGGUCGAAUGUAAACCGGUCGGCUGAAAAGGGAGUUAUUGCUUUAGUUUGAGUUGAAAUGCCGAACUUUAAGGAAUCAAUCGAUGCUUUAAGUCGCGUUUAUGAGCGAUAUACGGAGUUUGUUCGGAGGAAUCCUGCAGCUACUGCUCAGCUGGAGAACACGGUGCGAACCCUGUCCUACCUGAUAGCAGGGCGCUUCGCUGAUUCUCACGAGAUUUCKGAGCUUGUCUAUUCUGCCUCCAACCUGCUGGUCCUGUUCAACGACAGCRUCCUGCGUAAAGGCCUGCGAUGCGCCUUCUCCCCGCCUCUGUCCCAGCAGAGGCUCCUCACCUGGCUGUCAGUCCUGGAAUAUGUGGAGGUUUUCCUGGAGAUGGGAGCCGGGAAGCUGUGGGGGGAGGCGGGCCGCUGGCUGGUCAUCGCACUCAUCCAGAUUUUCAAAGCUGCUUUUCGUCUCGUUCUUCUUCUGCUGURUAAAUCCGGCCUGCAGACUUCACCUCCCAUAAUCCCCCUGGACAGAGGCUCUGAAUACGUCUCUGAAGACGACCCCAGCGGAGAGGAUGAUGAUGCCUGCUUUGUGGGUCAAAGGUCAGGCCGUGUAAUCAGACCUCUGGGCAGCGCUCCGCCCCUGCAGAGCCGGCUGUGGGGCGCGGCGGCGCCGGCGAGGAAGAGGAGGAGCAGCCUGAGGGAGAGCCGCCCGCCGACCGAGCUCAGCUUCCAGGAGACGCUGGCCGAGUCGGUUUACGUCAGCCGGCCGCUGGUUCACCUCCUGUGUCUCGGGGUUUGUGGGAAGCGGUCGUGGAAGCCGUGGCUCGUCUCCGCCGCCCUGGAGCUUUCCAGCUUCGCCGUCCUGAGCGACGCCAAGCUGGAGAACCGAUGGGAGAAAGCCGAGAUGAAGAGGCGGGCCUUCCUGUUGUGCUACUACCUGCUGCGCUCGCCGUUCUACGACAAAUACUCCGAGUGAGUCA
Molecule: messenger RNA, 1062 nt
Organism: Poecilia reticulata (guppy)
Lineage: Eukaryota; Metazoa; Chordata; Actinopteri; Cyprinodontiformes; Poeciliidae
Source: RefSeq, a predicted model, not a curated record